AUGAGCGCAAACAAUUCUGCAUCCGAGGUCUACCCGGCCCCGCACUUCGAGGGGUCGGAGAAGCGCGUUGAGCUCGACUUCGACGCGGCCUCGGAGGCCGGCAGCCUCAGGGCCAUUCCGCGCUCGGAUCUCGACGCGAUGCUGCGCCUGGCAGCGUGCGAAAUCGUCUCGCUCCGCCAGAACGACGAGUUCGACGCGUACGUCCUCUCGGAGUCGUCCCUCUUCAUCUACCCGACGAAGAUGGUCCUCAAGACGUGCGGCACCACGCGCCUCCUGAACGCCGUGCCGCGCAUGAUCGAGCUCGCCGCGGCCCGCGGACUCGAGGUCGUGCGCUGCAAGUACUCCCGGGCCUCGUUCCUGUUCCCGGACAACCAGCCCGCGAUCUACCAGAACUGGGACGACGAGGUCGCGUUCCUGGACGCGCAGUUCGCGGCGUUCCCGCACGGCGCGCACACGUACGUCAUGGGCGACGCCGCGCACGGCCUGCAGUGGCACGUCUACGUCGCGGACGUCGAGGGCGAGGCGCCGCCGCACCGCCAGCACUCGAUCCCGUUCAAGCUCGAGAUCUGCAUGACCGAGCUCGACGAGGCCAAGGCCGCCCAGUUCUACCGCACCGCCGACUUCGUGUCGGCGCCGGCGACGACCGAGGCGACGGGCAUCCGCAGCGUGUUCCCGCGCGCGACGAUCGACGACUACGUGUUCGAGCCGUGCGGGUACUCGAUGAACGGCCUCGAGGGCGGCACGUUUUCGACCAUCCACGUGACGCCGGAGCCCGAGUGCUCGUACGCGUCGCUCGAGGUGUGCAGCCUGGGCGCGUCGCCCGCGGAGCACUUCCGCCCCUCGCACGUCGUGCGCCGCGCCGCGGAGAUCUUCGGCCCGGGCCGCAUGACGGUGGCGAUCUCGGUGCCGUGCGGGCGGCUGGCGGCGCAGCUCGCGUGGUGCGGGCGGCAGCUGCACGCGCCGCGCGGGUACGAGAUGGACCUGCUGCACAUCGAGGACCUCGGCGCCGGCGGCCGCGUGGCCUUCGUGCACCUCACGGCGGAGGGGCGCGCCGCGGAGCGCCCGCGCGGGUCGCACGGCGUCGAGGCCGCUGCCGCGGACGCCGACACGGGCGCGAGCUCGCCGGUCAGCGACGGCGACGAGCGCAUGCCGCACAUCUCCGAGGCGUGGGUGCACCGCAUCAAGGCGGACGGCUACCUCGUCGAGCGCUCGUCCACGCCCGUGUUUGUGCCCGUGGGCAGCGGCCAGGACGCGCAGGACGCGCAGCGGUGA
Molecule: messenger RNA, 1272 nt
Organism: Pedinophyceae sp. YPF-701
Lineage: Eukaryota; Viridiplantae; Chlorophyta; Pedinophyceae
Source: the annotation of a GenBank genome assembly